Drepanopeziza brunnea f. sp. 'multigermtubi' MB_m1 is the source of this 2595-nucleotide messenger RNA. RefSeq lists its product as uncharacterized. NCBI's taxonomy places the organism in Eukaryota, Fungi, Ascomycota, Leotiomycetes, Helotiales, Drepanopezizaceae. Gene Ontology annotation, molecular function: RNA binding; translation initiation factor activity; translation initiation factor binding. The record is from RefSeq and is a predicted model, not a curated record. Gene Ontology annotation, biological process: translational initiation. Gene Ontology annotation, cellular component: eukaryotic translation initiation factor 3 complex.
AUGGCAUCAAGAUUCUUCCACGGCGACAGCUCGAGCGAGAGCAGCUCUUCUGACGAGGAAGAGCUCUAUUCCGACAAGGAGGAGGAGGAGGAGGCAUCUGAUGCAGAAGAUUCCGAUGAAGAUGAAGAUGAGGACGACGAUGACUCCUCGAGCAGCGACGAAGACGGCGGCAAGAAGAGCGGUGUCAGCAAGUUCUUGCGAGAUGCAGACUCUGAGAGCGAGGAUAGCAGUGACGAGGAUGUGGCCAAGGUCGUGAAGAGUGCUAAGGACAAGCGCUUCGAGGAAUUGGAGGGCACCGUCAAGGCCAUCGAAAAUGGACAAAAAAUCAACGAUUGGGGUGUCAUUUCUGCAGAGUUCGAUAAACUCAACCGACAAGUAGUCAAGCUCGUCCAGGCUGGCAAUACCCCGAAGCUGUACGUUAGAGCUAUCGCCGAGUUAGAGGAUUUUAUGAACGAGACAAUCGCCAAGCAGAAGGUUUCAACAAAGAAGAUGAAUGCAACCAACGCCCGAGGCCUGAACGCUGUGAAACAACGCAUCAAGAAGAACAACAAGGACUACCAGAAGGAUAUCGAUGCGUACAGAGCAGACAAGGAUACUUUCAUGGAGUCCGAGGAUGAAGAGGAGCCCGCGCCAAAGCCCAAGAAGCCAAAGGCCGUUUCUGGUGUGCCUCAACCCGCUUUCGAGGAGGACGACGAGGGAUUCUCAACCGUUGGCAAGGGUGGGAGAACACUGCAGUUCACGCCGGAGAGUAUUCUCAAGCAUCUGCGGACCAUUAUGGAGUCUCGAGGAAAGAAGAACACAGACCGGACAGAACAGAUCAAGAUUAUGGAGAAGCUGUACGAAGUUGCGGGGACUCCAUAUCAACAAGUCCGAGUUCUUUUGACCAUCAUUUCCACCCGAUUUGAUUUGACCACUGGUGUCCAGACAUUCAUGUCUCAGGAUCAAUGGAAGGCAGCUGAGCAAGAGUUUGCCAAACUUCUCAAGGUUCUCGAGUCAAAUAGGGAUUUGGUCGUGACCGAGAGUGCGGAAGAAUGGGAAGAUGACGAGAAGCAACCGACCAUUACCCCGGGCGUGAAGUUCAAGAUCCCUGGCAGCAUUGUCUCGUAUGUUGAGCGACUUGAUGACGAGCUCACGAGAUCCCUUCAGCACAUUGAUCCGCACACUGCCGAAUACAUCGACAGACUAUCGGACGAAGGCGCCCUUUACAACAACAUUACCCGGGUCUUAUUGUACACAGAAAACCUCCGCCAGGACGAGAGCCUUCAGAUUCCACAAGACAACCUCAAUCGAAUCGUGAUGAGAAGACUAGAGCACGUCUACUUCAAGCCAUCUGCAGUGGUCAAGAUCCUCGAAGAGAACUGUUGGAAAUCGAUUCCCGAGAACUUGGAAUCCGCUAUCACACCUCGUAGUCAAGUUCCCGAUGCCACAGCGCUUGUCAACGUCCUCUGCAACUAUCUCUUCGUCAACAGCGAGGGCAUCAUCCGUGCUCGAGCCAUGCUUUGCCAGAUUUACUUCCUUGCUCUGCACGACAACUACUAUAAGGCUCGUGACAUGAUGUUGAUGUCUCAUUUACAAGAGACUAUUAAUGCUUUCGAUGUUCACAGCCAGAUCCUCUUCAACCGGACCUUGGUUCAAGUGGGACUGUGCGCUUUCCGAGCUGGUCUAGUAUAUGAGGCUCAGACCACCCUUCAAGAAAUCUGCGGUUCCGGACGACAAAAGGAGCUGCUUGCCCAAGGUGUCAUGAUCCAAAGAUAUAACCAAGUCUCGCCAGAGCAAGAACGCCUCGAGCGCCAACGACAACUUCCUUUCCACAUGCACAUCAACCUCGAGCUCCUUGAGUGCGUCUACCUCACCUGCAGUAUGCUUCUCGAGAUCCCUCUCCUGGCACAAACUGGCUCGUCUCCCGAUAUCAAAAAGCGCGUCAUCAGCAAGACGUAUCGCCGCAUGCUCGAGUACCACGAGCGACAAAUUUUCACCGGCCCACCCGAGAACACUCGAGACCACGUCAUGCAAGCCUCCAAGGCAUUGGCCGCCGGAGAAUGGAAGAAGGCGACCGAGUUUAUCCACUCCAUCAAGAUCUGGGAACUCAUGGCCAAGCCAGACUCCAUCAAGGAAAUGCUCUCUGCACAAGUCCAAGAAGAAGGCCUCCGAACAUAUCUCUUCACAUAUGCUCCUUACUACGAUACCCUCUCAGUUGGUACCCUUUCAUCGAUGUUUGAGCUCUCUGACCGCAAGGUCGCCGCCAUUGUCAGCAAGAUGAUUAGUCACGAGGAGCUUGCAGCCGCCCUGGACCAAGUCAACUCGUCCAUCAUCUUCAGAAAGGGUGUCGAGCUGAGCAGACUGCAGAGCUUGGCACUAACUCUCAGCGACAAAGCCAGCGGUCUCAUAGAGAGCAACGAGCGGACUCUGGAGACAAGAACACAAGGCACAGCCAACGCUUUCGAGCGACAAGGUGGCAGAGGUGGACGUGGUGGACGAGGCGGGGGACGUGGCCGAGGAGGCGGUGGACGUGGUGGCGGUGGAAACGCUGCGCCGAGACAGUCCGGUGGUACUCAGUUUACAGGUGGUGCGCUGGGUGCUGCGAUCCGGGCUUAG